CAGUCCAGAGGACGGACAGACGCCCAGUUCUUCUUCCUGCGUUCAUCUCUGCAUCGCGUUCCCUCGUCUCUGUUUCUUCUUCUUUGUUGGGACGCUCUUCAUCAUCUCCUCCUCCUCCUUGUGCUCCUCCUCGGGGCUCCUGUUGUGGGAUGGUGGUGUCCGACAGACGGACACACUGAAGGAAAGUUGUUUGCAUCUCUUUGAUUGGCUGAUUGGCUCAAACGCAGCGGGUGGACUCAAACUUGACAUCCCACUCAUGAAUUCUUUCCAUCGUAACCAUAGCGACUGGCAUCCUUGGCGGCAGCGGCGGUCUCCUCAUCAUGCUUUGAGACUUUAGAACUCUUUGUAUAAUCAUAAGGUUCGUUACCGCGGCAAUCAGGAUGCAGGUGUCCAUAGCAUGUAACAUGGGAGGAGGUGGGGGCGGUGGAGGGGCCAGCGAGCACCAGCUGAAGGAGCGGAGGGCGGCGGCGAACACCAGCAGCGCCCCCAUCUGCCAGGUAAAGGUCAGGGCCGAGCCUUUGGAGCGGAACACCCUGCUAGGCCACGCCCACAUGAAGGAGGCCCUCGGGCGUUAUAGCAACAUGAAGUACAGGAAUCUUGGGAAAUCUGGGCUGAGAGUGUCCUGCUUAGGACUGGGAACAUGGGUGACAUUUGGUUCUCAGAUCUCUGACGAGAUGGCAGAGAGCGUGAUGACGGUGGCGUACGACAGCGGAGUGAAUUUGUUCGACACAGCGGAGGUUUACGCCUCGGGGAGGGCGGAGACGACUCUGGGAAACAUCCUGAAGAAGAAAGGAUGGAGGAGGUCCAGUUAUGUGGUGACCACUAAGCUCUACUGGGGCGGACAGUGGUGCUUCUGCACCAUAGAUUACGGCGGCAUGCUGAGAAUGGCCAUCUGCGUGUGUGUUGCAGGUCUGCGCGGCUCGCUCUCCAGGUUACAGCUGGACUAUGUGGACAUCGUUUUCGCCAACAGAACGGACGUGAACGCGCCGAUGGAGGAGAUCGUUCGAGCCAUGACCUUCGUCAUCGAGCAGGGCAUGGCCAUGUACUGGGGGACGUCGCGCUGGAACGUGGUGGAGAUCAUGGAGGCGUACUCCAUUGCGCGGCAGUUUAACCUGAUCCCUCCGGUGUGCGAGCAGGCCGAGUAUCACUACUUCCAGAGAGACAAAGUGGAGCUGCACCUGCCCGAACUCUACCACAAGAUCGGUGUCGGAGCCAUGACCUGGUCCCCGUUAGCUUGCGGCCUGCUGACGGGCAAAUACAACGUGCUGUCUCAGCUGACUCCGCCCCUCAUCGCCGAGAUGGAUGCGUUGCUGGGCAACAAGCCAAGAAAUGUGAAGAAGGAGGCGAGAAGAUGAAGAUGAGGAAGAGUUCAGACUGUAGAUAAUCAGAAAUAUUUAUUCUUGUAUUAAUCUUCACAUCUUCAUUAAUACAGUAAAAUAUUCAGAUGGAUAAACUGUGACUCGAAAACAGUUAAAAACAGAGAAAAGUAACGAGAAGGUUUGAAGCUGGUAUCAAAGGAAACUUUUAUGGUAAAACCAUUAAAAUGUAAAUAUGUUUGUUUCCUAGUUAAUCAUGUAGGGAUUUAUGGAAGUUCCUUAAUUAAACAAUGUUUGUGAGGAGCUGCAGAAAUAAAAAUCUAGAUUUUAUGAAACUGUGAAACACAUAAAUAUGUAUAACAAUAAAACGUACAAACAGAAGCACAAACUUUUUUCUAGUUAGGAAAUAAUAACUUGGUUUUAUUUUGUAAACAAUCACAAAUAUCACAUGAACGUAGAGUUUUAUUUUUAUAUAUUACUAUAAUUUUUCUCAUCACAUAUUAAGCCCCGCUGUGAAUUACAUCCUUGUGUUUUAUGAUAUUAGGAUAUUUAUGAAAUAAAGGCACAAGUAAACUAAAUUUAAAAUUAGUGUAAAAAACACAAUCAUGCUUCAAACUUCUCA
Molecule: messenger RNA, 1938 nt
Organism: Pundamilia nyererei
Lineage: Eukaryota; Metazoa; Chordata; Actinopteri; Cichliformes; Cichlidae
Product: voltage-gated potassium channel subunit beta-3-like
Exons: 12
Coding region: 381-1355 (324 amino acids)
Biological process (GO): regulation of potassium ion transmembrane transport; potassium ion transport
Cellular component (GO): cytoplasm; voltage-gated potassium channel complex
Molecular function (GO): transmembrane transporter binding; potassium channel regulator activity; voltage-gated potassium channel activity
Source: RefSeq, a predicted model, not a curated record